UCACAUUCAUCCUCCUUCAACGAAACAAAAAUAAUAUUCAGCAAAAUUAAUAAUAUAUUCUCAUCAUCAAUGGCAGCCUCAGACGACCAUGGAUCUCUCACCAGAGCUUUCUCAGGUUUUGGAGUGGAUGAGAAGGCAUUCGUAACGAUAUUGGGGAAAUGGCAUCCGGAAGAGAGGCAGAGUUUCAGAAAAAAGAGCGGAGAUUUCUUUGUUGAAGACGAACGUCAAUUCGAAAGGUGGGACGAUCGCCAUAUCUUGCAGCUGCGUAAUGAGUUUUUACGUCUCAAGGACGCGAUUGUGCUUUGGACUAUGCAUCCAUGGGAGAGAGACGCAAGAUUAUUGAAAGAAGCGUUAUACAAGGGACCUCAAUAUAACGUACUCAUUGAAAUCGCGUGCACAAGAUCGUCUGAAGAGUUGUUGGGUGCACGCAGAGCUUAUCACUCCCUCUUCGAUCACUCGAUCGAAGAAGACGUCGCUUCUCAUAUUCGUACUCCCGAGAAAAAGCUUUUGGUUGCACUAUUGAGUUCUUAUAGGUAUGAAGGGCCAAAAGUGAGUGAUGAAAUUGCAAAAUUAGAGGCGGAGACAAUAUCAAAUGUGACAAAGAAAGGGGAUAAUAGUGUUAUUGAAGAUGAUGAUAUUGUAAGAAUAUUAUCCACAAGAAGUAAGCUUCAUCUUGUUGCACUUUACAAGCAUUACAAGCAAAUUACUGGCAACUACUUGGAUGAGGAUAUCGCACUCGGUGGUAACUCGCAUCUAAAAGCGACAACUCAGUGUUUAUGCACACCUCCAACGUACUUUAGCCAGGUGUUGGACGCAUCAUUGAAAUAUGAUGUGGAUGAAAUAACCAAAGAAGCCGUAACAAGAAUCAUAGUGACAAGAGCCGAUGCGGACAUGAAACAAAUCAAAGAAGAAUAUAAUAAAACAUUUGGCGUCCAUCUCUCCCACAAAAUUGAAGAUUUGGCCAAUGGGAACUAUAGAGAUUUCUUGCUUACUUUAAUUGCAAGAGGAGAUUAAUUAAUUCCAUUUCUUUGCAUGUUUUUUUUUUUUUUUUGUUUUUUGAAUCUAAGUUUGGAAUUUGGACCCCUAAUAAGUAUGUUUUUUAUUUAUUUUUUAAUCCAAUUUUCUUGAUGAUUUUUUAAGACUGUUCAAAAUAUUUUGUUUGAGGUGUUGAGUAGCAUCUCUUUUGUUUGAUGUUAAUGUUUAAUGCUAUCAAAUUAUGAUGAUUUGUUUAAUGUUUGAUGUUUAAAUUU
Molecule: messenger RNA, 1250 nt
Organism: Erythranthe guttata (spotted monkey flower)
Lineage: Eukaryota; Viridiplantae; Streptophyta; Magnoliopsida; Lamiales; Phrymaceae
Gene: ANNAT4
Product: annexin 4
Biological process (GO): response to cold; response to water deprivation; response to salt stress
Cellular component (GO): cytoplasm; plasma membrane
Molecular function (GO): calcium ion binding; calcium-dependent phospholipid binding; phosphatidylserine binding
Source: RefSeq, a predicted model, not a curated record